GGACACUUUUCUCCUCCGCCGUCGGCGCCCGGCGCGUGCAUCGCCGUGGCGCCGCUCGGGCGCUCGUGGGAGCAAAGAAGGCGCAGAAACGGGCGCUGUUUGUUUAGCCAGCUGUUUUUGGUCACCGACCUUAGCGGGUUAGCAGCGACAGCCAGCUAACGUGAACUUAGCUAGCUUGAUCUGGAAGUAUUUUUGAGAGGAUGGAGAGUCUGAAUGCAUGAAUACAUGCCCAGCAUGGUCCAUCAUCCUACAGGCUUUCAGGGCCAUGUCAGUCAGCCAACAGCUCUCUGUACUCGAAGUCUCUGCAAGUUCAAGUUGGUUGCCAGUCUGUCCUGCUUCCUCAUUCCUUCACAGUGGCCACAUUGUUAUAAGGACUGAAGGUAUCCCUACCAGGCUUGCUGGAAGCGGACCAUGGCCCUAGGUGAUGAAAAUGAAGAACCUCUGGCUCUUGCCAAUGGAGGGCACCAUCCUGUCAGUGGGGAUGGAAAUCUCCCUUUCAGCUCCAGUACACAAGUCAGCAAUGGCCAGGACCCCCUCACAGCCGCCACCAGUAGUGACUGCCUCACAGCAGAUGGGGACAAAGAUGUUUCAGCUAAGGAUACAGCAUCCGAAGUGCAGCAGCGAUCACAUGUUGUCCAGAGAACAAACAGACUGAACCAGAACGGCUCACUGAGGAACCUUCCCUCGUCAUCUACCGCGACAUUUUCCCCCACCCACACAGAUACCCAGAAGCAGGCCAAGGGCCACCCUCUGUCCGCCCUCACCCCCUCAUCACCGGCCUCUCCUCUCCAGGCGCUGCCCCUCUGCUGCCAGCACUGUCACUUCCACUCCACCCUCUGCUGCCCCUGUGGACAACAGGAGUGCCCAUUUUUCCAGAGUUCCACCACAGGGCCCGGGCCUGGCUCGGUUCACCACCCUGGGACGAGUACUUCAUGCUCGUCAUGCCUCUCCGCCUGCACAUACUCCCACCCAUCGUCCCCUCUCUGUCUCCAUCACCACCAUCACCAGCGCUGGCAGGAGCACCACCAAAGCCACACACCUGGACUCAGCCCUACAAGGCCCUUUCGAUUCCCCAAAAGCUAUGCCGAGCUGAUAGCUGAUUGGCCAGUAGUCGUACUGGGGGUAUGCACAGUGCUCAUCGUUGUGUGUGCCCUGGUCGGUAUCCUGGUGCCUGACCUGCCGGAUUUCUCUGACCCACUGCUGGGCUUUGAGCCAAGGGGAACUGCUAUUGGUCAGAGACUGGUCACAUGGAACAACAUGGUGAAGAACACGGGCUACAAAGCGACGCUGGCCAACUACCCCUUUAAAUAUGCCGACGAGCAGGCUAAAAGCCACCAAGAGACCAGAUGGCCUGAGGACCACUUGGGCAGAGACAAACGCCAAGCAGAGUGGGACUUCAGCAAAGAGUUCUUCUGUGAUGUGCCAGGUGACAGAUACUCCAGACUGGUGUUUGCGUCAGCUGAUGGGAAAAACCUGUGGAAUAUUCAAGCCAUCAAAUCAAUGUGCAACCUGGACAACACUAGGGUGCGUUCCCACCGCGACUACUGGAGUCUCUGUCAACGCACCAACGAUGCCUCCUGUUGUCCCAGCUGGACCCUCGGUAACUACAUUGCCCUCCUCAAUAACCGGACAUCCUGCCAGAAGAUCACAGAGCGUGACGCAUCGCACACGCUGAAGAUACUGCGCUCGUGUGCCAAGUACUACCACAAUGGUACACUAGGACCCGACUGCUGGGACAUGGCCCUGCGGCGCAAAGACCAGCUCAAAUGUUCCAGUGUGCCCCGAAAGUGCACCAAAUACAACGCCAUCUACCAGAUCCUUCACUUCCUGGUGGACAAGGACUUCCUCAGUGCCAAGAGUCUAGACUUCUCUCUACCAGUCCUCAAGUACAGCAUGCUGUUCUCUCCCACAGAGAAAGGAGAGUCAAUGAUGAACAUUUAUUUGGACAAUUUUGAGAACUGGAACACGUCAGAUGGCGUUACAACAGUAACGGGGAUCGAGUUCGGGAUCAAACACGACCUCUUUCAGGACUACCUCCUCACAGACACCGUGUACCCUGCCAUAGCUAUAGUCAUCGUCCUGCUGGUCAUGUGUGUGUACACGCGCUCAAUUUUCAUCACGUUAAUGACCAUAAUAGCCAUCAUCAGCUCCCUGAUUGUGUCUUACUUCCUCUACCGAAUGGUCUUCAACUUCGAGUUCUUUCCCUUCAUGAACCUCACCGCUCUCAUCAUUCUGGUGGGCAUCGGUGCAGACGACGCCUUCGUGCUGUGUGACGUGUGGAAUUACACAAAGUUUGACAAGCCUCACGCUGAGCUGGCCGAGACGGUCGGUGUGGCCCUGCAGCACGCUGCCCUGUCUAUGUUCGUCACCAGCUUCACAACGGCCGCGGCUUUUUAUGCCAACUACGUCAGCAACAUCACUGCUAUCCGCUGUUUCGGCGUCUACGCCGGCACGGCCAUUUUGAUCAACUAUAUUCUCAUGGUGACGUGGCUACCUGCUGUGGUGGUGCUGCAUGAACGUUACCUGCCGAAUAUGUUCCCCUGCUCCAAGCCUCCAGACCAACAAAGAGCUUUCUGCACCCAAAUGUUCUGGACAGGUCUUUGUCAGAAGGCCAACAAAUGCCUGUUUACCAUCUCCGAGGGGUCGAGGAUCUUCUUUGAAAAGGUGCUUCCCUGCAUUGUGAUAAAGCUCCGCUACCUGUGGCUCUUCUGGUUCCUCGCCAUCACCGUGGGAGGGGCCUAUGUGGUUUGUGUCAACCCGAAGAUGAAGCUCCCGUCUCUGGAGCUGGCAGAGUUCCAGGUGUUCCGAGCUUCUCACCCGUUUGAGCGCUACGACGCAGAGUACAAAAAGCUAUUCAUGUUUGAGAGGGUUCAUCACGGCGAGGACCUUCAUAUGCCCAUAACUAUCAUAUGGGGGGUAACCCCUGUGGACAACGGGGACCCCCUGAACCCCAAAAAUAAGGGGAAGCUAAUGUUGGAUAAAAGCUUUAACAUUUCCAGUCCAGCGUCACAGGUGUGGAUCCUGACCUUCUGCCAAAAGCUGAGGAACCAGAGUUUUAUCUUUCAGUCAGAGGAGCAGGACUUCACCAGCUGCUUCAUUGAGACAUUCAAACAGUGGAUGGAAAACCAGGAUUGUGUAGAGGGCUCUGUCUACCCCUGCUGCAGUCAGUCCACCUUCCCAUACAAACCUGAAGUCUUUGAGCUGUGCAUCAAGCGAGCAAUCAUGGAGCUGGAUCGGAGCACCACCUACCAUUUGGACAGCAAGACCCCCGGACCUCGAUUUGAUAUUAACGACACAAUUCGAGCCAUAGUCUUAGAGUUCCAGAGUACCUAUCUCUUCACGCUGGCUUAUGAGAAAAUGUACCAGUUCUAUCGGGAGGUGGAUGCUUGGAUUGCAGAGGAGCUGCGCGAUGCCCCAGCAGGCCUGAGUCACGGCUGGUUCAUCAGCAACCUGGACUUCUACGACCUGCAGGACAGUCUGUCUGAUGGCACUCUCGUUGCCAUGGCGCUGUCUGUGGCCGUGGCGUUCAGUGUCAUGCUCCUGACCACCUGGAACGUUAUCAUCAGCCUUUAUGCCAUCCUAUCCAUCGCUGGGACCAUAUUCGUCACGGUGGGCUCCCUGGUGCUGCUGGGCUGGGAGCUGAACAUCUUGGAGUCUGUUACCAUUUCUGUGGCAGUGGGACUGUCAGUAGAUUUCGCGGUGCACUACGGCGUGGCCUACCGGCUUGCUCCAGAGCCUGACCGCGAGGGCAAGGUGGUGUUCUCCCUCAGCCGCAUGGGCUCUGCGAUCGCGAUGGCCGCACUCACCACCUUCGUAGCCGGAGCCAUGAUGAUGCCCUCAACUGUACUAGCCUACACCCAGCUGGGCACCUUCAUGAUGCUGAUCAUGUGCAUCAGCUGGGCCUUUGCCACCUUCUUCUUUCAGUGCAUGUGCCGCUGCCUGGGGCCCCAGGGCACAUGGGGUCAGAUACCGUUGCCCAAAAGGCUGCAGUGUCAAGCCUUCGAUGAAGCUACAUCCACAAACCCCUCAUCUCAAGGAAAAGGCCACGGGAAGUACCAACUGGACAGCAAAGGUGGAGAAGUGGAGCAUUAUGAGCUAGAGCCACUGGCAUCCACUCAGAAAACUGAUAAGUCUCAAGAGGAGCACGAGGUGUGCAGUCAGCUUUUUAAUGGAACUCCCCCUCAGCACCACAGCAGCCUUUAUUCACACAUCCAUUACAAGGGCCAGACUGAGACCGGGAGAGUUGGGCCUGGGAACGGGCAGGUAGCGACACUGAGCACGCCGUCCAGGUGCCAGUACUCUCAAAACACUAACUGCACGUGUGGGGACACGCCUCCUCCACCUCAGCAGUGGACCGCCCACUCCUGUGCACAGCCUCCCCAGGAUGCCCCUUCCUGUCCGUCCACCCCUCAGCUCUAUUCCCUAUCAAGGUAUACCCCAAGCAAACAAAACGUCCUGCCUUCUCAUCUGGACCCAGCGUACACACAAAUGGACUGCCACAUGCACUAUGUCCACUGUACCCCGGCCCACAUCCAUCACUGCUCCCAGGCGAGGCUAAUACCCCCCAGACAAGGACCUGCACACAGCUGCCACCUCAGGAAAUACUGCAUCCAGAAUCCAAGCUUGCAUACUGGUUUAGCUAGAGAACAGAGGUCCACAACAGCCGCUUCCAACCAGUGCACAGCUCCAGGUCCAGUUUCUGCUCCAGAGAGCACUGGACAAGAGGAAGAGCAUAGACCGGAAACGAGCACUUCAGGUGCUGAUAUUGGCCAAAAUAACUGUUCCCAAGCCCCAACAAAACCCAACACUCUGUGCCCCUUCCCCUCAGUGGGCUCACCACACACAACCUGUCAUGAAAAAGACAAGGCUAGAGAAAGGGACCAUUGUUGUGGCAAUAAUCAUGUAUACGCCGCGACCACACAAACGGCAACGCUAACGGAUGCUUGUCGUAAAAUCCCUGGCAACCAGGAGAAGACUGAAAGCGCUUCCGUCACACGGGAGGGGAGCGUCCAGAAGUGUAAGCGGAAUUCGAAGAAGGAGCGAGCGUCGUCCACCUCCCCAAAGAAAUUCUGCCUUUUUAACAGGACGUUGAAAGUGAAGUGCAAUUCAGCUUCAGAGUGUAACGUGCCAAAAAGUGAAACCGGUGUGCCUCCUAGUGCCGUGAACGCUAACCCCACUGAAAGCUUAUGCUGAUAAUAAAAUGAAUUUCAGAGCAUAUAGCAGAUGUCCAACAAAAACAAAUAACACAAAUGUGUGUGUGCAAUCAAACAACGUUUAGGAAGUGUUGGCUUCCCAAGUGCCUCAAAGUCUUUCAUUAAAACAACAUUGUGUUUACAUUUUUUAUUUACUUUUGUACUCACCAGCUUUUCAUAUGCCAGCUGUUUAAGUUGACAGUGGAAGACACUAUUAACAAAGGCGAUUAUGCUUGGAAAACCUCUGACACCUCCACUAAAGUUUGCUAAAGUGUUAAAUGUACAGCAGCCAUUUGCACAAACAGGAACUCGUACGGUAAACAUUGUGGUUUCGUGUAGUUGUCAUUAAAACGUUGUCAGCAGUUACAUGAACUUCAACAAAGACAUUGCCAACAGCUGUGGCCUGACACCUUUUUGUAUUUUUUGUAGGUAGUAUCAAUAUGUCAGUGUGUCCUGUGUUCAAGUUGCCACAAGCCUCUGAUAAAAUAUGUAUUAUAUGAUUAAAGUGUUUUUUCUA
Molecule: messenger RNA, 5709 nt
Organism: Betta splendens (Siamese fighting fish)
Lineage: Eukaryota; Metazoa; Chordata; Actinopteri; Anabantiformes; Osphronemidae
Gene: disp1
Product: dispatched homolog 1 (Drosophila)
Exons: 12
Coding region: 412-5193 (1593 amino acids)
Cellular component (GO): membrane
Source: RefSeq, a predicted model, not a curated record